AUGUGCCACUACUGGACCGCCAAAUACACCCUCUGUGGUUGCAUCUGCGACGACAUAUACCAGCUCUGCCCUUGCCGCGAGUACUGCUUCGGCACCGUGCUCACCCAAACCGAAUACGAAGAUGAUCUGUGCUGGCAGUGCCGUGAGACAGCAGAUCAACGGACGAGAUGGGUUCAAGUGGUGAGGGGGAUAGAGACCCUGGAGCCGGAGGCAUUGGCAGACACGCAGUCUGAGCGAGAGAAAGAAGGGAAGGUGGAAAAGGGCUCUGAGAAAGGCGAUGAGGGACAAAAAGGGACUGGUGGCAAAGAAAAGAAUACAGACAAACAGAUGGCGCGCCGUGCAAAAUUGGUUACCUGCGAUGUUUCUAGGGUUUGUGAUCCGGAGGUUAUUAAAAGAGGGCGUGAGCGUGUGAGACGGGCUUGCUUCGAUAAAAUGGAGUGA
Messenger RNA from Aspergillus chevalieri, 441 nucleotides. RefSeq lists its product as uncharacterized. The record is from RefSeq and is a predicted model, not a curated record. The transcript has a single exon. The coding region runs from base 1 to 441 and encodes 146 amino acids. NCBI's taxonomy places the organism in Eukaryota, Fungi, Ascomycota, Eurotiomycetes, Eurotiales, Aspergillaceae.